CGGUGGCAUACCGACCCUGGCUCUUCCAGGCUCCAGUGUAGUUACAUCAGCUCCAGAAGGAUCGCAGCUUUCUAGUGUGCAGGACAAACAGGCAUGGCGCUAGGCAUGUUUUGUGGCAUAGAGGAUCUCCUGGCCUCUGGGAGUCAGUUUAUGUGGAGUUUGACUGAACAGGUGUUGAGAAGAUGCUACGGUGAUGGACUUGUGCCCUGUAGGAGAUUCCUGCAAGCAUGGUGUCUUCUGGGAGAUGUUUAUGAGAUGACGGAGGGCCGGCUGUGCCAGGUGCUUCUGCUGGAUGACAGGCAGUUGGAACUGCUGGUUCAGCCAAAACUGUUGUCCCGAGAUCUCUUGGACCUGGUUUCAUCCCAUUUCAACUUGAAGGAGAAAGAAUAUUUUGGAAUUUCCUUCACUGAUGAGAGGGGUCAGACAAAAUGGCUACAACUGGACCGCAGAGUGCUGGACCAUGACUUUUCCAAAAAGACAGGACCGGUUGAUCUCAAAUUCCAAGUCAGGUUUUACAUCGAGAGUGUUGCAUAUCUGAAAGAUGCCAUCACUGUCGAACUGUUUUUCAGGAAUGCUAAGAUAUCUGUAUACAAUGGAAACCUUGAGGUGGAGAGUGAGACCGUUUUUAAGUUAGCAGCAUAUACAGUGCAGGAGGCAAACGGAGACCACACAAGUGAUGAAAGCACAAGAACGGAUAUCAAGAAGCUUCCGGUUUUUCCCACCACUGUUUUAAAGGAGCAUCCAUCAUUAGCCUUCUGUGAAGAUAAAGUAAUCCACCAUCAUAAAAAGCUAAAAGGACUCAGUCGUGGACAGGCCAUCAUACGGUAUCUUACAUUAGUUGAAUCCUUACCUGCUUAUGGAGUUCAUUACUACAAAGUGAAGGAUAAGCAAGGUUUACCAUGGUGGUUGGGAAUUAGCUACAAAGGCAUUGGCCAGUACGACCUGCAAGACAAGCUCAAGCCACGCAAGCUCUUUCUGUGGAAGCAGCUUGAGAACUUGUAUUUCCGUGAGAAGAAAUUCGCCGUAGAGGUCAACGACCCUAAAAGAAGGACAGCCUCUAGACGCACAUUUGGUCAGUCUGGUCAGGUCAUCCACACGUGGUAUGCCAGCCACUCUUUGAUCAAAACCAUCUGGGUGAUGGCAAUAAGCCAACACCAGUUCUAUCUGGACCGCAAACAGACUAAAGCUAAAAUAACCACAGCAAGAAGUUUGGGUGACAUUGCCAUGGAUCUCACUGAGACCAGAGCCCCGAGGAACAGUAAGAUGGUCAGGAUGGAAAGUAAAGACAAACUCAUCAUGGCCAGCAAUGGAAGCUUGGGCUCCUCAAAUUCUGCAGACAAUGAGGUGAAUGAGGAGCAGAAGAAAGAAAAGAUUGAAGAACUUAAGAAUAAGCAAAAGAAACUGGAGGAUCUUCUAGCGCAAAAGCUGGAUGAGCUGAAGAAAGUCUGCCUUCGAGAAGCGGAGUUGACCGGUACGUUACCUAAAGAGUAUCCUCUGGUGCAAGGAGAGAAGCCCCCCGCCGUUCGCAAGCGAAUGGGAACCGAAUUCAAAUUAGAUGACCUUUUCCCUUAUGAUGCUGACCCAAGCUUAAGAAACCUCGAGGGCCGCUUUGCUCUUCAGAAGAAGAUUGUGGAAGCAGCAAAAAAAUUAGCUUAUGAAAAUGAACUCUGUAAAACUGUGAGGAAAAAGCGGAGGAGAAACCUUUUGGAUGCUACGAAAAAGCUCCAAGUGAUCGAGAAUGAAAUUAAUGCUUACAGAGUGAAGAUUGGCAAGGAGCCCACACAAAGAGCUUCGGUCAUCAUUGCUGAUAAUGUGAGCCUUGACAACCUUUCCGACUGCUUGACUUUGGAUGAUGAUGACUCUUCAUCGCAUAGAUCACGUUCCCGUUCAGUGCAGUAUUCCCCACGUCCCAACUCGACAAACUCCUUUCCUGCGCAAUACCAUUCAGAUCGCACUAAUCCCAUCAAUGACGACAACCAGGACUACAGCGGAUUAAAUCAUGUCGAAGUCCGAGAAUCUUUGGGCUAUGUACAUGAAGAUACUUUAUCAACACACAGCAGUCCCUACCAUCAACCCUGCCGUCAACCCCAUGAUUCCCGGAGCAUGCCCCCCACCCCGCAGCUUCCCCGCAAUGCCUACAGCAGUAUCCAGCUCAGCACUUAUUUUCGGCAGCGCAGUGGCAGUCUGGAGUCACAGUCACAGUUCCUUACAGAGAGCGAGCCACCUGAGCCAGUCUACUCGGGCUCUCCUCGCCGUAGCAACAGUACCGAAAUCCUCGACGACGGGUCCUCCUACACCAGCCAGUCCAGCGUAGAGUACAGCGUACCCGGCUAUCAUUCCCGCGCCCAAAAUCGCCACAGACGGAGGCAAGGCAAUAUUUACGCCAACACUGGCAGCAUGCCCAAUCUAGCCCAGCCUCGGCAUCAACCAAGCACUAUGGCCUAUUACAUAACCGGAUACCCACAGUACAUGGAGCCUGAAACGUACCCAAAAGAACCGUACAUGUACGAGACUGAGAUGGAGGGACACUAUAACGUUAACACCUCCUACCACAGACACCAGCCCCCAGGGGUCUACGGUCAGGAUGAGAUGGACGGUAUUGCACACAACAUGUAUGCCACAUUAAGGCCAUCAAGGAACCGUCCACCAUCUAGGAACGAUAAUGUUGCCAUGAGCAUGCCAAAGGCUGAAGUGGUGGAACACUUGAGGGGUUGGUAUAACCGACAACACAGACAACAGGGUUAUGAUACGUACCGACACCCCCAGCAAAACCUCGGCUAUAGGACCAUAUCACCUGGUUAUGUACGCAGUGACAGUAUGGCUUCCUACUCAACAGUGAGUUCAGGGAAUUGGAACGGUCGAGCGGUCAUGGGAAUGCCUCAUGAGUAUGAAAUGCCUCUUGCACACCAUCAGUCUUAUGGCUAUGCCAGUCUCCAUCACGGUCACUCCUUACACAGCAGAUCGUACAUGGACAUAACCCAACACGAUUCAUACACGAGCAGUCCAAUUGACAGCGGUUUUGACUCUGAAGACCAGCAGAAACUUUAUUGGCACACAGACUCAAAACCGGGAACAAUUGUGUAGAGAGGGAGUGGAAAAAAUCUCACAGACUCUCAUGUGCCUUGCUCUCAAAGAUGGAAACACACCAGCCUUAACAGGAAUGUAACCAGACAAGAGCCUUUAAACAUGUGGAUGGUUGAUCCUGCUGGGCGACUUCUAAAAAGGGCAAUGCCUUUUCUUUGAGAACUGACUUUCGGAGAGCUUCAGGUUGCAACCUUUUUAAAGUGAUAGCACUUGGGUGUUAAGACUGAACUGUAUUUGGACGAAGCUGCUUUGGAAACUUGGGGUGGAACUUUUAAUCCUGUAUUGUACAGCAGGUCGAAUGGAGUGGUUGUGUUUUCAGCCAGUGUGUACAGAAUAAUCUCAUAACACUCAUGUGACUUUGAAGGAUACGGCAAACAUUGCAAUUACAGCAGACACAGGCAAACAAUAAUAUGAAGGAUUGAGCCCGGACAAAUUUAUUUUGUGCUUAGCUUCACCAUAAUACCUUUCAGUGCUUUUUCGCCCUCUUUCAUAUGCUGAUCUAAUCUUUUCUAAAGAAAAGUUUUACUUCGUGUUCGGUUUUGUUUGAACCAGUAGUAUGUGGAAUGUGAUUGUGCAGGAAAAGCCUUUGUAUUCAGUAUUUUCUCACACUAAUGUCUCACUUUAAGUUUAUUUACACUACAGUUGUCAUUUCAGGUGCAUGUGUCUGCACUUGUACACCGGUGCAUCAACCAGUAACACACUGUUUUUGAUUCAUGUGCAACUGAUACUUGAACCAAUCACAAGCAGUAUUACUGAGCUUGUUUUUGUGUAUUCCAAGUAGUUGUCUGUCAUGCCUGGGGUCAACUUUUUACUUUGCGUGAGCCAGUGCAAGUGUUAUUUUUUUCUAAUUCUGCUGAAACAGAGAGUGAAUCUUUUUAGAAACAAACAAUUUUUGGCUAAAGUGGCAGAUGUAAUGCGAUGGCAAUUGUUUUCAUACAUUCAUUAACAAACUGCCAGGUAGAGUACAAGUAAUUCUAGGCGUUUAUAACUGCACUUUUGAACUGUAAUGGAUUUUGCUCAACUCUUAAGAUUGGAACUAUGAUGUAGCGCACAGUUUUUUUUCUUUUUCCAACAGAAAUGUAAAUGUAUUUGUAAAUAAUGUAAAAAGUUUGUUACAUUUUUCACCUUUUAGAAAGAUUUGUUUUUAUCAUUUGGAAAAAAUUGUUUUGAAAACAUAAUAUAUAGUUUGGAUUUGUCAAGCUGGUUCUUAGAAAAUUCUCUACAAAAAUGUAAUGGGAAUUAAAAAAUACAAAAAUC
Molecule: messenger RNA, 4341 nt
Organism: Triplophysa dalaica
Lineage: Eukaryota; Metazoa; Chordata; Actinopteri; Cypriniformes; Nemacheilidae
Gene: frmd4ba
Product: FERM domain containing 4Ba
Exons: 23
Coding region: 94-3084 (996 amino acids)
Biological process (GO): establishment of epithelial cell polarity
Cellular component (GO): bicellular tight junction; cytoskeleton; adherens junction
Molecular function (GO): cytoskeletal protein binding
Source: RefSeq, a predicted model, not a curated record